AUGAUCCUUUUAAAAUUUAUUUAUUAUAUUAUUUAUAGUAUAGGUGUUAUUGUUUUUAUGUGUUAUGUUGAUAUAUUAUACAUGUACAAUUUUUACCAAGAUUGGUUAUUUUGUGAUAUUAAAAAUAAUUCAGAAUAUGAUUACCUUAUUGUUGGAGCUGGAAGUUCAGGAUCAGUGUUAGCCACACAAUUAUCGAAAGUAAAAGCCAAUGUAUUAUUAAUUGAAGCCGGUGGUACUCCAAUUAAUUUCUUCGAUAUUCCCGUUCUCGCACCAUUGCUUUUAAAUACUGUGUACGAUUGGAAAUAUGUGACAGUUCCACAGAAAAAUGCUUGCAAAGGUUUAAAUAACAAUCAAAGUAUAUGGUCUGCUGGAAAAAUUUUAGGUGGCUCAAGUAGGCUCAACUAUAUGGUAUACGUUCAAGGACAUCCAGAUGAUUAUAAUCCAUGGCUUUCUGAUAUUAAAGAACCAAUUGUUGAUAGAGGCGGCUCACUGUAUGUCAGUAAUAAGAAUUGGUAUUCAAAACUUUCUGAUGCGAUAUUACAAGGUGUAACAGAAUUAUCAUAUUCUUUAAGAAAUUAUAAUAAAGUAUUACCAACAGAUUUUAUGAAACCAUAUUUGACGAUAAAAAAUGGUGAACGAUGGAGCACAGAUAGACUAAUUAGUGAAAGUAACGAUAUAAAAUUAAAAAUUUUAACCAAUUCAUUUGUAAAUAAGAUUCUGUUUAAAUCAAAGAAAGCAGUAGGUGUUGAGUUUUUAAGAAAUAAUCAAAUCUAUCGGGUAUUUGCUAAAAGUGGAGUAAUUUUAUGUGCAGGAACAAUUGGUACUCCAAAACUCUUAAUGCUUUCAGGAAUUGGACCUAAGCAAAAUUUAGAAAAGCAUAAUAUUAAAAUUGUAGCUGAUUUACCAGUUGGUAAAAAUUUAAUGGAUCACAUAAUCACUGGAGUUGAUUUGGUAAUUUUAAACACGAGCGUGGCUUUGAGUAUCGCUGAUAUUAUAAAUCCUUUUUCAUUAUUAGAAUAUUAUUUAUUUAAAACAGGACCAUGGACUUCAUCCGGAGUAGAUGUAAUUGGUACAUUACAUAGUCAAUUACAAAAUAAUAAAACGUCUGUACCAGAUCUUCAAAUAAUGACAUUUCCUGUUGGCCUGUCACAAGACAAUGGAGUCUUACUAAGAAAGAAUUUGGGAAUUUCUGAUAAAAUUUUUAAUGAAUAUUUUGCACCUCUUGUAUAUAAAACAGCAGUCACCAUUGCACCUGUUUUGCUGCAUCCCCAAAGUAUUGGAGAAAUACAAUUAAGAAGUUCAGAUUUCCAUGAUAAUCCUAUUAUUGAUCCAAACUACUUGUCGGAGGAAGAAGAUGUCCUUAAAUUAGUAGAUGGAAUUGAAUUUAUCAAAAGGCUAAUUAAUACAAAAGCAAUGAAAGAACUUGGAGCUAUUUUGUAUGAAAAACCAUUUCCAGGAUGUGAAAAUAUUACUUUUGAUACUAUAAAUUAUUGGAAAUGCUAUAUAAAACAUUUAACAUUCAGUACAUAUCAUCCAAUAGGUACAUGCAGAAUGGGCGAUGUCGUUGAUUCAAAAUUUAGAGUUUACGAAACUAAAAAUUUAUAUGUCGUUGACGCAUCAGUCUUUCCAAAGCUACCAAGUGGUAACAUAAAUGCACCUGUAGUAAUGCUUUCUGAGAAAGCUGCAGGAUUAUUUAUUAAAGACUUUACAGAUGGUACUAAGAAAACAUAUAAAUGUUAUAAAAGUGAUGUA
Molecule: messenger RNA, 1752 nt
Organism: Ceratosolen solmsi marchali
Lineage: Eukaryota; Metazoa; Arthropoda; Insecta; Hymenoptera; Agaonidae
Product: glucose dehydrogenase [FAD, quinone]
Exons: 10
Molecular function (GO): oxidoreductase activity, acting on CH-OH group of donors; flavin adenine dinucleotide binding
Source: RefSeq, a predicted model, not a curated record